Molecule: messenger RNA, 3021 nt
Organism: Cannabis sativa
Lineage: Eukaryota; Viridiplantae; Streptophyta; Magnoliopsida; Rosales; Cannabaceae
Exons: 5
Coding region: 1-3021 (1006 amino acids)
Biological process (GO): DNA integration
Molecular function (GO): RNA-DNA hybrid ribonuclease activity; nucleic acid binding
Source: RefSeq, a predicted model, not a curated record
AUGGGACUACAUGAGAAGGAUCUGCGACCAGUCAUAUCGAGCAUCUAUGGUUUCACGAGAGAUACCAUUGCUUUAAAGGAAAUGAUCAAACGCCCGAUUUCUCUGGGAACCGCACAUGUCGUGGCUAAGUCGAUGGCUGACUUCGCCGUCAUCGAUCAACACUCGGCAUAUAAUGCUGUGAUUGGUCGUCCUAUCCUGAAGGAGAUGAAGAUUGUGACGUCCAUUUAUCAUCUCACCAUGAAGUUCCCUACUCCCGCUAGAGUAGGAUCUGUGCGACGAGUCCAAUCAGACUCACGAGAAUGUUACAAUGCGGCAUUGAAGCUCGCAGAAAAGAAGUCAGUCAACGUCAUUUAUCUGAUAGAAGCACCGCCCCCUCGACAGGAGGUGUUUAGAAUAGAGGAAAUACAACACAAAGACGAACCAGACUUGGAUCCUAGGGUCCUCAAAUACACAACCACCGCCCAAGCCGCGGUAGACACUAUUGAGGUACCCAUUGAUCCUUUAGAUAAUAACAAGGUCAUGAACUUCUCAGUUUCAUGGACGCAUACUCGGGAUAUAACCAGAUCCCGAUGUGCGACAUAUCAGAGGCUGGUAAAUAUGAUGUUCGCAGAUCUAAUUGGUGAAACCAUAGAGGUAUAUGUUGACGAUAUGCUCGUAAAAUCUCAACAUGCAAAAGACCAUGUUACCCACUUACAAGCAAUGUUAGAGAUACUGCGGCGAUAUAAAAUGCGACUCAAUCCUCUUAAGUGUGUCUUUGGAGACAGGUCGGGAAAAUUCCUUGGGUUUAUGGUAAAUCAACAAGGAAUCAAAGCAAACCCUGCGAAGAUUAAAGCAUUAGUAGAGUGCGAUCUCCGACUAAACCAAAAGAAGUCCAAAGCCUUACAGAGGACCGAUAAGUGCGAAGAGGCUUUUCAAGCACUUAAGUCACAUUUGGGGCGACCCCCAAUCCUUUCGAAACCAAUGCCCGGAGAAGUUUUAUCCAUCUACCUUACAGUGUCCGAAUACUCGAUUAGUUCAAUACUAAUCCGCGAAGACCAGGGAAAACAGUAUUCGGUGUAUUAUGUUAGUAAGCGCCUGUUAGACGCUGAGACUCGCUACCCGCAAAUGGAGAAACUGGCAUUUGCUCUGGUGAUAGCGUCAAGAAAAUUGCGAUCUUAUUUCCAAGCUCAUAGCUUUGAAGUUUUAACGAACUACCCUUUGAGUCAAGUUCUGGCGAAACCAGAGGCAUUAGGAAGAUUGUUAAAAUGGUCGGUAGAGCUGAGCCAGUUCGACAUUAGGUACAAACCUAGAUCUGCGAUUAAGGGUCAAGCACUAGCUGACUUUAUACUUGAGUUCCCGAGCACCGAAGUGGCACUCAUAGAGGAAAAAAUCGACCAUGAUAUACCAAACAGCGAAGGAUGGACUUUAUACGUUGACGGAGCCUCCAACAGCGAAGGCUCCGGUGGUGGUAUAAUACUCAUAAGCCCCAGCAAUUUUAAGGUACAUGCUGCACUUAGAUUUGAAUUUUCUGCAUCUAACAAUGAAGCCGAGUAUGAGGCUUUGAUUGCAGAAUUAAAACUCGCUCUUGAGAUGAAGAUCGAGUACUUACAAGCUUUCAGGGACUCCCAAAUCGUUGUAUGCCAAGUGAACGGAGAAUACCUGGCCAGAGGCGGACAUCUGGCAAGAUACCUCGCACUAACUUGUGAGUUGCUACAGAAAUUCAAGAAGGUGAUUGUUUCUCGAGUGACACGUGCUCAUAACUCUCAUACAGACGCCUUGGCCCGUUUGGCCUCAACAAGAGAAGCUGAGUUACUCAAUGUAAUUCAUGUCGAUGUGUUAACUCACCCAACAGUGAGCCGAACUGAAGUAAUGGAGAUAAAUACUGCCAGAGAAGUCACAUGCAUGACUCCCAUAGUGGAUUACUUAGAGAAAGAAAUCCUAUUCCUACCCGAAGAUAAAAUAGAAGCUAGAAAACUGCGGUAUCGAGCUGCUCGAUAUGUUAAUAUGAUGGCAGGCUUUAUCGUAGAAGCUUCAGCCAACCGUUGGUCAAAUGCAUUGAUGGUGCCAAGUGCGAUUAUAUACUCCGUGAAGUGCAUGGUGGUAUCUGCGGCAACCAUGCCGAGGCGGAUAGCCACAUAUGUCAACCAACCUCCAAGCAACUUACACUCCAUAACAAGUCCUUGGCCCUUUGCGGUCUGGGGCAUCGACUUAAUUGGAGAGUUACCCAAAGGGAAGGGCGGAGUCAAAUACGCCGUAGUCGCAGUCGAUUAUUUCACCAAAUGGGUUGAGGCAAAAGCCCUUGCGACUAUCACAGCUGUCAAAUUACGAGAGUUUGUGUAUAAUUCCAUCAUCUGCCGGUUUGGCAUCCCUUACAAACUUAUCUCGGAUAAUGGAAAACAGUUCGAUUGUAAGGAAAUGCGAGAAACGUGCGAUGAGUUGGGGAUUAAAAAGGCGUUUUCAUCAGUUGCCUAUCCACAAAGUAAUGGGCAAACAGAAGCCGUGAAUAAGAUGAUUAAGCAUACCAUUAAGGGAAAACUCGAGGAGCAUAAGGGGGUAUGGCCAGAAGAGCUUCUGCAAGUUUUCUGGUCGUAUAACACAACCCCUCGAUCCACGACUGGCAAAACUCCUUUCUCGCUUUCCUACGGAUGCGAAGCCAUGGUACCAGUCGAAGUCGGGGUGGGCUCCCUACGAAGAGAUGUUUUCAACAUCAGCCAAAAUGCAGAAAAGCAAUUGGUCCACCUUGAUCUUUUAGAAGAAAAGGGCGAUCAGGCUCAUUUGAAAAAUGCGGCCAAUCAGGAGCAUACUGCUCGAUAUUUUAAUUCUAAGGUCAAAGAGCGAACUCUGCGAGUAGGGGAUUUGGUUCUGCGAAAAGUCAUGCCAAAUACGAAAAACCCAACACAUGGGGUUUUCGGUGACAAUUGGGAAGGACCAUACCUUAUCGCUGAAAAAAUUGGCCAUGCAACUUAUCGACUUACAGAACUCGAUGGCACUGCGAUCCGAAGAGCUUGGAAUGACGAGAGUUUGAAGUUUUAUUAUCAGUAG